AUGCCAUCCGCAUCAGCCGUUACACAACUUGUUAAAUAUAUGAAUGAACAUCCGGCGAGGCGUGCAUCUCCACCACAACGUAUCGUUGAACUCAUCGACCACCUUUCAUCCUCUACGACACAAGACCCCGUAUUAACACCAUCACUUACACAACACUCACUACUCGAAGAUUAUUCCUAUCAUGAAGCAAUUUCAGCACGAACACCGGUAGCUUCUCCUCCGGCACCGCUCAUCGCUUCUCUAAUCGUACAAUCAGAAGGACUGAUUGUAAACUCUUCAAAUUCACAAUCAUCGAUUGCUCCUCCUCCUAAAAAUAAUCAAGUUACAAGUGUUUCAGGCGUGGCUGGAAGACAAGUAAAACAUGAUACACCUGAACCAAUGGAGGAUACGAUGAAUCAAGAUCUUGAGGUACCUGUUCCUCAAAUAUGGUUUGGUCAGAGUAAAUGUGUUCACGAGUUCUCGUACACUUUGAUAAACUUGAAUUAUAGUCGUCGUUAUUAUCAAAAUUACGUGUUACGACGACAACCACUACCACCACCACCAAGACAUCAAAAACAUCAAGACAACUAA
This is a messenger RNA of Didymodactylos carnosus, 570 nucleotides long. Lineage: Eukaryota; Metazoa; Rotifera; Eurotatoria; Philodinida; Philodinidae. The record is from the annotation of a GenBank genome assembly.